GUAUGGAUAGAGCAGGCUGUGCAGGCACAAGUUACCGAGAUGAUGCUGGCCCUGAAUGUCCAUCUGCUCUUGUGGGUAUUUGGCUGCGUUCAUUUUAUAGAUGCUGAGACCAUAACUGCAUCUCUCACUAGAGGAGGCCCAGCAGAUACUACAGCCACGCCACGAAUCACAGCCAGCGUCACAGCAGGUAUCGUUUCCUCACCAUCGCCAGUCCCUGCAGGCCAGAACCACAGCUCAGGCGCUUCGAAACAAGUGACCUCUACAACCAUCGCCUCUGCCUGGAGCACAGGAUCUUCCCUCUCAGACCCUGCCCCGACGGAGGAAAAAUCGGCUCUGACGAUGGCAGCGUUUGGUGUCAUCAGCUUCAUAGUCAUUCUGGUAGUUGUUGUUAUCGUCCUGGCCAGCGUGGUCAGUCUGAAAUUCAAGUGUAACCGUUCCAAAGAUGCAGAAGAUAAACAGAAGCCGGGGAGCUCCGUGGUAUCUGAAAGCAGUUGCUCUCCUGCUACAGCCAAGGACAGCAUCACUCUGAUCUCCAUGAAGAACUUAAGCAUGAACAACAGUACAAGUUACCCCUCUUCGGAAAAGGUGUUAUGAAGACAGGGACAUGACAGGAGCCAUGAGGAAACACUACUAGCUAAUCAGCACUGACUUUCUAUUUUGGCAGGGGGAGGCAUUUCCUUUAUAAGUUAUUACAUCCCUUCCAAUCAAUAUAUUUACUCUAAAAUCAAGCUCAGUAACCCCAUGUGGGUCAUAAGAGUUUUCUCCAGCUGGAGCCAGCCUCUCAUAAUGUUUGAUGUUCUAACUAUAUUUCUGAUAGGCACACAAACUUUCAGUGUGUUCUAGCAGCUCCUAGGGGGAGGAGAGCCAAACCUACAACUUCACCGAUGACAUAGACCACUCCCUUAAUGACCCUUUGGCAUCUGUGCCAGACAAUCAUUGGCUUGCCCCACAGCUGAUCACAAACAUCCCAGUUCAGCUUUGCACUGAAAGGCAUGAUCCAAAGCCCAUUGAAACAAACAAAAAGACUCCCAUUAACUUCAGCAGGCAUGGAUCAGGCCUGAAGU
This is a messenger RNA of Terrapene triunguis (Three-toed box turtle), 1064 nucleotides long. RefSeq names its product endothelial cell surface expressed chemotaxis and apoptosis regulator (gene ECSCR). The record is from RefSeq and is a predicted model, not a curated record. The transcript has 9 exons. Lineage: Eukaryota; Metazoa; Chordata; Testudines; Emydidae. Gene Ontology annotation, biological process: positive regulation of proteasomal protein catabolic process; positive regulation of endothelial cell apoptotic process; negative regulation of angiogenesis. Gene Ontology annotation, cellular component: cytosol; plasma membrane. The coding region runs from base 40 to 594 and encodes 184 amino acids.